UUGUAUUGAUCGCUGGUAUCUCUAUAUAAGAUGUCUGGCUAUUUGGUUUGUAAAUCGGGCUUUGGCCUUGGCAAGGUUGCCAAAUUGAUGUUGGCUUCCGUUGUGGUACUUAGUUCUUUGAGUACUAACGUUUGGGCUGACGAAGCUGAGGUGCCUCAGGAGCCCGUUGAGAAAAAGAAAGAAAGUGGUUGUUUCUCUUGGAGUUGGGAGAAGAGUAAACUCUUAUUUGACUUGACGAAAACAGAUAACACCGUAAAGACUCAGUUGUCCGACGUGUCGGUGAAGUUAUGUGACAUAGAAAAUUCAAUGAAGAAUGUUGAUGUAGACAUGGAGUUACUGAACAAACGUAUAACUGUCAUAUUAAAACAUUUAACUUCCUGUGGACCUGACAGUCCAGAUUUUGGGACUUCGGAGAACAUUGUGAAAGUACUUAAUAAAAAAGGUGAAAUCGAAUUACCCAAAAGACUCGCACAGUUGCUGUGUAAGAUGGAGACCGGUAAAACUAGGCGUUACGAAUGGGCAGAAUUCAGAGAUAAGUUCGUUAGCAUACUUGGCCAUAUGAUGGUUAACGAUUCAGUGCCUUCACAACCCACAGACAAGGAAGGUUCAAAGAAUUGGCAAAAAGAAUAUGGUCACACAUAUUAUAAAAAUUACGUAAACCUUACAAGUUACAUGAGGAAAUCCCUUAAAAACAAGCUGAACUUUGAUGGACGUAUUAAAAAGAUGGAAGCAGAAACAAUAGGCUCCACAGCUGAGACUACAUCAAAGGAAACAUCUGCAGAAGAGUAACAUUAAUCCAUAUUGCAUGGGAUCA
Messenger RNA from Babesia bovis T2Bo, 814 nucleotides. RefSeq lists its product as uncharacterized. The transcript has a single exon. Bases 31 to 789 code for a protein of 252 amino acids. The record is from RefSeq and is a predicted model, not a curated record. NCBI's taxonomy places the organism in Eukaryota, Apicomplexa, Aconoidasida, Piroplasmida, Babesiidae.